CAAGAAGACAUACAUGCGUAUCGAGCUCAGUGACACAUCGUUAAUGGCUGGUUUGGUGACAUUAACCUCAGUAAUCAUAGUUCUUAUGAUAUCGUUCGCUGAGGCCCAAGGAGGCGGCUUGCAGAAGGACUUCUACUCCUCCACUUGCCCCAAAACAGAGAAAAUUGUCCGCUCCGCCGUCGAGAAGUACUUCGCCAACGACUCCACCAUUGCACCGGCCUUGCUCCGCCUCCACUUCCACGACUGCUUCGUCCAGGGUUGCGAUGCCUCUGUUUUGAUCUCGGGCUCGUCGGCGGAGAGGACUGCAUUUGCGAACUUGGGCCUCAGGGGCUUCGAGGUCAUCGACGACGCCAAGUCGCAGCUGGAGGCCACGUGUCCCGGGAUCGUCUCAUGCGCGGACAUCCUCGCUUUGGCUGCGCGGGAUGCUGUCGACUUGAGUGAUGGGCCGAGAUGGACGGUGGCGUUGGGGAGAAGAGACGGCCGAGUUUCGUCAGCUUCCGAUGUCGCCAACCUGCCGUCGCCGUUGGACCCUGUCACCGUUCAGAGGCAAAAGUUCGCCCACAAAGGCUUGUCGGAUCAGGAUCUCGUAACUUUAGUCGGAGGGCACACGAUUGGGCAAACGGACUGUGCUUUCUUCCGGUACCGGCUUUAUAAUUUCACGGCGACCGGGAAUGCGGACCCGAGCUUGAGCCAGGCGUCGCUGUCGAAGUUCCGAGAGCUGUGCCCGGAGGACGGCGACCCGUCAGUGCGGGUGGCGCUGGACCAGGGGAGCGCCGGCAAGUUCGACGCCAGCUUCUUCCGGAACGUGAAGGAGGGGAACGGAGUGCUGGAGUCGGACCAGCGGCUGUGGGAGGACGCGGCGACGAAGGACACGGUGGCGAAGUACGCCGGAAACGUCCGCGGCCUCUUCGGGCUCAGGUUCGACUACGAGUUCGGCAAGGCCAUGAACAAGUUGGGCGCCGUCGACGUCAAGACGGGGACGGACGGGGAGAUCAGGAAGACUUGCUCCCAGUUUAAUUAAUUGAGGCUUAAUGUCGAAUUCAGUAGCAAAUAAUUUCCCAGUAACAAUAAUUAAUUAAUGAGAUCACUGGGAAGGGAAGGAUUUGAUAAUAACAAAUCUCACUCAGAAUUAAAAAUAUAAAUAUAUUAAAAAUUCAUAUACAAAUGUUCUAAAAAU
Molecule: messenger RNA, 1177 nt
Organism: Zingiber officinale
Lineage: Eukaryota; Viridiplantae; Streptophyta; Magnoliopsida; Zingiberales; Zingiberaceae
Product: peroxidase 25-like
Exons: 4
Coding region: 14-1021 (335 amino acids)
Biological process (GO): hydrogen peroxide catabolic process; response to oxidative stress
Cellular component (GO): plasmodesma; plant-type cell wall
Molecular function (GO): heme binding; peroxidase activity
Source: RefSeq, a predicted model, not a curated record